Brenthis ino (lesser marbled fritillary) is the source of this 1017-nucleotide messenger RNA. NCBI's taxonomy places the organism in Eukaryota, Metazoa, Arthropoda, Insecta, Lepidoptera, Nymphalidae. The record is from the annotation of a GenBank genome assembly.
AUGCCAGGAAUAGCAAAUAUGUCAUUAGACAAUAUGUUUUGUACUCGUUGUGGAGAUGGUUUUGAGCCAAAUGAGAAAAUAGUAAACUCUAAUGGUGAACUGUGGCAUACUGGUUGUUUUGUAUGUGCUCAAUGUUUCCGUGUUUUUCCUGAUGGUGUCUUUUACGAGUUUGAGGGCCGAAAAUAUUGUGAACGAGAUUUUCAAGUAUUAUUUGCUCCAUGCUGCGGGAAAUGUCGUGAAUUCGUAAUCGGUCGUGUGAUAAAGGCGAUGAAUUCUAACUGGCACCCGUCUUGCUUCCGCUGUGAGGAGUGCAACGUGGAGUUGGCCGACGCCGGAUUCAUAAAGCACGCGGGGCGUGCCCUCUGUCACGCCUGCAAUGCUCGCAUCAAGGCGGACGGACUCCAAAAUUACAUGUGUCAUAAGUGCCAUGGCGUGAUAGACGGGGAGCCGCUCCGCUACCGCGGCGAAGUGUACCACGGCUACCACUUCGCGUGCGCCACCUGCGGCGUGGAGCUCGACCACACCGCGCGCGAGGUCAAGAACCGCCCGGGAUACGCCGCCAACGAUGUUAACAAUCUCUUCUGUCUACGUUGCCAUGAUAAGAUGGGUAUUCCUAUAUGCGGCGCGUGUCGUCGCCCUAUAGAAGAGAGAAUUGUCACCGCCUUGGGAAAACAUUGGCAUGUUGAGCAUUUCGUAUGCGCCAAAUGUGAGAAGCCAUUCCACGGCCACCGCCACUACGAGAAGAAAGGCUUAGCGUACUGCGAGCAGCAUUACCACCAGCUGUUCGGCAACCUCUGUUAUGUGUGCAACCAAGUUAUUGCUGGAGAUGUAUUCACGGCGCUGAACAAGGCGUGGUGCGUGCACCACUUCGCGUGCGCGCUGUGCGACACGGCGCUCAGCACGCGCAGCAAGUUCUACGAGUACGACGAGCGGCCCGCCUGCCGCCGCUGCUACGAGCGCCUGCCCGCCGAGCUGCGACGUCGGCUGCGGCGCGCGCACAACUACACGCUGCGCCGC